Messenger RNA from Oncorhynchus tshawytscha (Chinook salmon), 699 nucleotides. Its product is annotated as major facilitator superfamily domain-containing protein 4A-like. The record is from RefSeq and is a predicted model, not a curated record. The transcript is spliced from 2 exons. Lineage: Eukaryota; Metazoa; Chordata; Actinopteri; Salmoniformes; Salmonidae. The coding region runs from base 225 to 467 and encodes 80 amino acids.
GUUUGACAGGUUUAGAAGUGUGACGUAACUGGAAGACAAACAACAGGUUAUUAACUCAAUUUACUAACGAUGGGCAGGCAUCCCAACUCCGCCAGCCAAAUUUAAAUAACUUCAGGGGGGUUGUUGUCGGCACACGUCAAGGUCUCCUUAUAACCUUCGUCUCAAUUCAAUUAGAUGGUUUCCCUCUCUUAAACAGCUCCAGUGCUCGUCACGGCAACAACGAGAUGUUAGUAGAUGAUCUGGUCUGGGCUUUGUUCAAGCGCCACUGGCAGCACACCCUGACCUACUGGAGCGUGUUCUUUAGUUUCGGGCUGUGUAUUGCGUUCCUGGGGCCGACCAUCCUGGCCCUGAGGUGUCAGACCCAGUCCACUCUGCAGGAGAUCUUCUUCUUCGCCCAACAGCUCUCUCUCAUGCUGGGGAGUGCCCUGGGAGGAAUCUUCAAGAAGAUGUCCUGCAUUUCUUCAUAGGGCUGGGUGCGUUGGUGAGUCCCCUCAUAGCAGACCCUUUCCUGUCUGAGGGGAGUUGUGUUCUGGGGGGACAUGACAGCCAACUCCUCCACUGACCCCCAUCACCUUCGCAGCUCCCUGGCAGGCAAAGGGACAACCCCAUUGCACAAGAUAUCCCACCACUUCCACCUCUAGACAGAGGGCAUCAUCAUCACCACCAACAUCUCCUACUCAUUCUGGAUCAUGUCUUUUU